GAGCUAUCUGAAACUGAGUCUGACAGAGGUGAAAUUGUUAAUUUUUCUGUAGAAACUGAAGAUGAAUUCCAGACACAAACUAUUAGUGAAUCCGAGGACAGCGAAGUAAACGAAGAAGAACUAAGUAGAAAUAAACGGGCAAAAACGGAUCAGGGUAUUUGCAAAAGUGUUUUUACAGCUUCUAAUAAUACUAUAUGGAAUGAAAUAAAUUCCAAAAAUUCAGUCUUCGGCCGUGUUCCUGCUUAUAAUGUUCUAAAAGAAACAGCAGGACUAACAUCUUUUGCAGAGUGUCGUAUUUCUGAGGAUAAAGUGUCUAGUACUUUCAAGCAUUUUAUUGAUGAUGAUAUCUUGCUGCAUAGAAAGAAAUGUACAGAAUCCGAAGCUCAUCGGCAACUUGGAAAUAAAGACUGGAAGUUAUCUAUGGCUGAGUUAGAUGCUUUUGUCGCUAUAUUGUAUGUUUGA
Messenger RNA from Stegodyphus dumicola, 462 nucleotides. RefSeq lists its product as uncharacterized. The record is from RefSeq and is a predicted model, not a curated record. Lineage: Eukaryota; Metazoa; Arthropoda; Arachnida; Araneae; Eresidae.